AUGCCUUUGUGCUCUACUACAACCAUGGCCGAUAACACAAUCAUCGGGAAUUCUGGCAGUUUUCUGUGGGAGCAACUCUUUUCCUUCGGCGGUCUCGUGAUCCCUGCUUUGCUGCUCGGAGCAGUAGUCCGGGUGAUUAGGAACCAAAAAGCACGGCAAAGGCUGACUCUACCAGUUGUUGGGAAGAAGACGGACACAGACUUCCGAUCAGCGCUAGGUGAGGGUCGACAAUUGUAUCUGGGCAAGGCGUUUGCACUUCCGUCUGAGCCUCCCAUCGUCAUACUGCCGCACAAACUGAUCAACAAGCUCAAGUCAGCCCCAGAGUCACUACUUUCCGCAGAUAAAGAAGUAUGUCGCCGCGGCCUGGGCCAAUACACCGAUCUGGGCACUCCUAUGCCAGAGCUGUUUCACGCCAUUCAGGUCGAUCUUACGCGUCAUUUGCGGGAUCUCGUUCCUAUCAUGCAAGAGGAAGUGACUUAUGCGUUUGACAAGAAUUUGCAUUUUGACGCCGGCGAAGAAUGGAAAGAGGUGACAGCCUUUGUCUUUAUCAAGCGCAUUGUCACCAUCAUGAACGCUGUCGCUUUCGUGGGGAAUCAUUUAUCAAGGAACGAAGAGUGGCAAGAGAUUGCCUACAACUACUCUAGUGAUCUUCGGCGAGCGUUUGACGCACUCAAUGGUUGGCAUCCGUGGCUUCGGCCAAUCGUUCACCCCUUCAUCUUCCGGCGCAUUGGGUUCAAUGCCAGGCGACAACGAGUGGCUGACAUGUUGCAACCAUUGAUGCACGAGAGCGACAUGGAGGCAGCUAGAGGCCAUUCUCUGAUGGACUUUGUUCGCAAACGACUUGGACAAGCUCGAGCCGAGGACUCUUGGCACCUUGCGAGAACGCAACUUCGUGCGGCUCUUGCUGGGUCAGAUACAGUGGCCCAGGCUUUGACGAACGCCGUUUUUGACAUUGCUUCAACGCCGGAUUAUGCUACUGCCCUUCACGAAGAGCUGAUCUCGGUCACUUCGGCAUUGCCCACGGGUCGCUGGGACAUGGGGAUGUUGAGGAGGAUGUCGAAGAUGGACAGUUUGCUGAGAGAAUCCGCCAGGAACUACGCGCCAUUUCUAGUUGCCAUGGGCCGUAUCACGACGUCACCGUUAGCCUUGGACGAUGGGUCUGUGGUGCCCAAAGACACUACCGUCUACUUCGACAUGUACCACGCUCAUAGAUCAUCGGAAGUGCAACAUAACACCGACACAGCCGCCUACGACGGCUUUCGCUUCAGCAAAUUGCGAGAAAACGAAGGCUCUCCGAACAAGUAUCUGGCAGCCACCACUGGUCCUGAUAACCUGCCUUUCGGCCACGGGGCUCAUUCCUGCCCGGGCCGGUUCUUUGCUGUGGCGGAGAUGAAGAUUGUUCUUGCACACCUUUUACUUAAUUACGAUAUAAGAAUCAAGUCUGGAGAAAGGCCCAAGACUAGCUACUGGGGAAUGGCUGUGGUUAUGGACAGAAAUGCCAAGGUGUUGAUUAGAAAGAAACAGCCGCACUUAGGAUAG
Molecule: messenger RNA, 1539 nt
Organism: Colletotrichum higginsianum IMI 349063
Lineage: Eukaryota; Fungi; Ascomycota; Sordariomycetes; Glomerellales; Glomerellaceae
Product: Alpha-ketoglutarate dependent xanthine dioxygenase
Exons: 3
Coding region: 1-1539 (512 amino acids)
Molecular function (GO): oxidoreductase activity, acting on paired donors, with incorporation or reduction of molecular oxygen; monooxygenase activity; iron ion binding
Source: RefSeq, a predicted model, not a curated record